CUCCAUCCCCUUUUCCCGCCGCUCCUCGCGCUACCGGAGCCGCCUCAGUGCGGGCGGCGCGGGCGGACCCGCUGGAUCAUGGCUGAGCAGCGGCAGGAUAAGGGGGCGUUGAUAAGCGAGACCCGGCGGCGUUUCGAGGCGGAGUACCUGCCAGAUAAAUCAGAUAAAUAUGAUUCUAGAGAUGUGGAAAGACUUCAGCAAGAUGAUAAAUGGGUUGAAAACUACUUAAUUUGGCGUCAUGAUGUUGUGGAUGAUACAUUAAAGAUGAUUGAUGAAAGCUUUCAAUGGAGGAAGGAAUACACAGUUAACGACUUGUCAGAAUCUGUCCUUCCAAAAUGGUUAUUUGAAAUUGGUGCUCUCUUUCUGCAUGGAUACGAUAAAGAGGGCUAUAAGUUAUUUUGGUUCAAAGUGAAACAUCAUACAAGAGAUCCUAAACAGCAACUUGAUAAAAAGAAACUGGUCGCUUUUUGGUUAGAACAUUAUGCCAAGAGAGAUCAUGGAAAGCCCUUGACAGUGGUAUUUGACAUGGCUGAAACUGGAAUCAGUCACAUAGACUUGGAUUUUGUCCGGUUUAUUGUCAACUGUUUUACAGAUUAUUACCCAAACUUCCUCACAAAGAUAGUAAUAUUUGAAAUGCCAUGGAUAAUGAACGCUGCUUUUAAAAUCGUGAAGGGCUGGCUUGGCCCAGAUGCAAUAAGUAUGUUAAAGUUCACAAACAAGAAUGAUGUGCAGGAAUACAUCAGUGGAGAGUAUCUGCCACCUCACAUGGGUGGAACUGAUUCUUUCAAGUACAGUUAUCCUCCAUUGGUUGAUGAUGAUUUUCAAACUCCUUUAUGUGAAAAUGGGCCCAUUACAAGUGAAGAUGAGCAUGAAAGUAAAGAAGAGAUAGAUGCAGACACCAAGGAGGCUGGGGAGCUGAAUGAAGCACAAAACCUUAAUCAGAAAAAGAUGAAUUCUGUAGAACAAAUUUCCAAAUCAGAGGAAACUGACAAAACAGAGGUCAAACCAAAAAAUGCAAAGAAAGCAUUAACCACUUUUAAAGGAUCUUUAUUACAUAUCAGCCCAGCAGAAGAGCUAUACUUUGGAUCCAAAGAAACUGGAGAGAAAAAAUGUUUGAUAGUUCUCACAAAUGUCACUAAAAAUGUAGUGGCUUUUAAAGUGAGAACAACUGCACCUGAAAAAUACAGGGUUAAACCCAGUAACAGCAGCUGUGAACCUGGCACAUCAUUAGAUAUAAUAGUUUCUCUUCAUGGUGGUUUUGCAGCUUCUUUGCAGGAUCGUUUCCUUAUAAUGGCAGCAGAAAUGGACCAGUCUUCUGGAGCAGGUGUGCCAGAACUGACUCAGUUUUGGAAAGAAGUCCCUAGGACCAAAGUGAUGGAACAUAGGCUCAGGUGUCAUGUCAUAGAAAGUAGUAAGCCCUCUUCUCUGACAUUAAAAGACAAUGCAUUUAAUAUUCCAGCAAAAACUAAUGAAGAUUUACAUAUACAGCUAACUCAUUUACUGCAGAUUAAUAAAAGACUUGAGGAGCAGAUGAAUCGCUGCCUCUGGUUCCAGCAGCUGUCAGUUGUUUUAUCACUGCUAUCAGUUACUGUUGCUGCCUUCUGCUUCUACCUGGCUUAUGCCCAGAGAAGCUAAAAAGAAUUGCUGUGCCCUGGAUGUGCUGCUGCCUAUCAUGGCUCGUUGGAGUCAAAAAGAUUGCAGUGCUGCACUUGGAUUCUGGAACUGCCAAAAUGAGGUUUGUGAGCCUACAGCAAUGAACAAGGAACAGUUUACUGGGGAAAAAAAAAAGAUCAAAGAAACGAAUGACCAGCAAAAAAAAUUACUGAAAUUACUGUCUAAGUUGAACAAUAGGGCAUGAGGAAGAUGUUAAAGCUAGGACCUAUUUUCACUGUAUAACUCAAUAAAAACUACUGAACUGGAAGGAGGAAACCAAAUACAACAUUAUUUAAGACUGUUGUGCUUUUUUUUUCUCUACUCAACUACUUCAAAUACAAUAUUUCAUUUAUUUUCAUCAUAUUCAUUCUUACAUUCUGAAUCACUCCCAUAGAAGAUGCAAGAAGUUAACUUAGUAUUCCAAGGUUAAUCUGUUCAUCCAGGAAAAUUUACAGAAAUUAUGUAGUACAGGUGAAUUUUUUUAUAUAAUCAGUGUAUGUACAUACACAUAAAGGAAGAUCUAUGUUGUUAGUAAUUAUUUUGAUAAUUCAGACUCAUUGCUCUCAUUGGUUAAAUUCCUUAUUUUUCUGCUUCUUCUAAAGGAAAAGUUAGUGCAAACAUUUCUUACCGAGUGACAUACGCACAAGACAAGACACUAUUCCUAUUCUCUUUUUUUCUUUUUUUUUUUUUUUU
Vidua macroura (Pin-tailed whydah) is the source of this 2346-nucleotide messenger RNA. It is a transcript of the gene MOSPD2, whose product is annotated as motile sperm domain containing 2. Bases 79 to 1635 code for a protein of 518 amino acids. The record is from RefSeq and is a predicted model, not a curated record. NCBI's taxonomy places the organism in Eukaryota, Metazoa, Chordata, Aves, Passeriformes, Viduidae. The transcript is spliced from 15 exons.